Molecule: messenger RNA, 888 nt
Organism: Paramecium tetraurelia
Lineage: Eukaryota; Ciliophora; Oligohymenophorea; Peniculida; Parameciidae
Exons: 3
Source: RefSeq, a predicted model, not a curated record
AUGGGAUAAGCAAUAUCUAAAAAUAAAGUAGUCUUAUUAUCCUCAUUAGGAAUAGUAGGCUUUUGCGCCUAUUACAUGAAAAUGAGCGCUAAAGAGAAACAAAGCUUAGAGAAAUUAUUUUGGAAGCAUGAUUUAGAUCAAUAUUUGGAUACAAACGAUCGAUCUAUAGAUUAAAAAUUAGAAAUUAGCAAAGAUAUUGAGAUUAGAUAUAAUGAAGAUCAUUUUUUAGAGGCUAAUUGCAUAGUGGAGAUCUAUGCCAAAUAGUUAGAAAUAGCAGGAGAGGACUAUGUUAAAUUGAGCAAGGUGAAUCGAGUUCAGAGAAGGAGACUACGAAAAUAAAAACAAGAAUUUUAUGUUGAUAGCAUUAUCUAAUUCAUCAUGAAUGUCGAAGAUGUCUUAGAUUAGGCAUUAAAAAGAUUACUAUAUGAAUUAGAUGUACCCAAAGAGAUAUUCGAGGAGAGUGUGCUUGUGAGAAUGGAUCAGGGAUAUUUUUAGCAAUUGUAUAUGUUGUAGGCAAGUGUAAAACAAAAACUAAAAGAGAAAAUUGAAUCAACUAAAAAAUUGAAUUUAAAAUAAACAAAGGAGAUUAUUCAAUUUAGUGUAAAUAUUUUGAGGAACUUCUCUUAAGAUUAUAAAGACAUUUUACAUCGAAUUCCCUCAGAAGAUGUGAUACUGGUGCCAACUAUAAUCAACACAAUAAUACAAGAUUAGAUUUAUGCUAAAUUUGGAGUUGAAGAGGAGGAUCAAAUUGCAAGUCUCAGAAAUGCUUAAGGUGAUUAAGAAAUUCUCAAUCUUCUGAAUAAAGUGGAAAUUGAAAUGAGUAGACUCUUGUAAGAAUAAGGGAUUAGACUAAAUGAUAUUCCUGAGAGUCUAGAAAAUUUUGUUUGA